AUGUGCAAGAAAGCGUCCUGCGACUCCUGCCACAAGGCCACCUGGUGGGGCUGCGGCAAACACGUCGCCAGCGUCAUGCAAAACGUGCCAACGGAGCAAUGGUGUACAUGUGCACCGCGGGUGGAACAAGAGGGCCGAGCAUACCCUCCAAGGGGCAGUCUUGCAUCAGCAUGA
Molecule: messenger RNA, 174 nt
Organism: Plenodomus lingam JN3
Lineage: Eukaryota; Fungi; Ascomycota; Dothideomycetes; Pleosporales; Leptosphaeriaceae
Source: RefSeq, a predicted model, not a curated record